AUGACCUGGUGUAGCGUGAAUUGCGGUAUGAGUGUCGCUGUUGAUGAUGUCGCGUCGCGCUGUCAAUCUCGAAGUGAAGCUGACAACGCGAAGCGACACCUUCGCGUGAUUCCGGCCCCGUCGGAACUUUAUUUUUUUCCUGCGAUGCUCGUGGAGCCGCAACGGCUGAACACCGCCAUGGUUCAGCCGUCGACGCUGUCGCGACCCGUGGCGUCGACUGACGAGUUCCUCACAGAGCUCAAGCUCGGUGAUGAAGCCGGUGAGAAAUUUUCGGAUUCUGUGAACGGCUUCGUGGAAGAAGCCUUGAUUUUGUCGCGGGAGGAAGUCAGGAUCAUCGCCGAUUUGGACAGUCGUGACUUCGGGUUCAUCGACUUGAAAUCGCCGAAGGAAGCGCGGAAACACGCGCUCGUCGUGAAGUCGGUGAGCCACCUGGAGAAGCAGCUGGAAAAGCACCGGGUACAGGUUGCGAUCAGCUGCGAAGAUGAUACCAAACCGGAGAAGGGCAAGUUUGAUACCGUGGAUCCCAAGAUUUACUGCAAACUCGGCCACCUCAACUUGCUCCUCGGAGACUAUGCCAAAGCCUUGUCAGCGUAUCAAAAGUACAAUGGCCUCAAGGAGGAUAAUUGGAAGGACCCCGCGUUUUUGUACGGCCUCGGUCUGGUCUACUACCAUUUCGGUGCUUUCCAAUGGAGCAUCAAGGCCUUUUUUCAGGCCCUGUACGUGGACCCGGCGUUUUCGCGGGCCAACGAGAUCCACCUGCGCCUCGGGCUGAUUUUCAAGCAAAACAAGGACUUCGUCGCCGCCCUCAAGCACUUUAAUUGCGCCCUCAACGACCAGGCCGAGUGUUCCAAGUCCAAGUUGCAGAUCCGGUUCUACGUGGCCCAUUUGCACGAGAGCCAGGGCAAGUACAAGACGGCCAAGGAAUUGUAUUUGCGACUGGCGGCGGACCCGGCGUUGCCCGUCGACGUCAAGGCGGACACGUUUCGCCAAUUGGGAUGGAUGCAUCAUACGGUUGACGCCUUGGGAGAGAAGCGGGAGCGGGACGAGGCGGCUGUCAAUUAUUUGCAAUUGGCGGUGGACGCGGAGCCGAGGAACGGACAGACGCUGUAUUUGUUGGGACGGAGCAUCAAGGCCUUUUUUCAGGCCCUGUACGUGGACCCGGCGUUUUCGCGGGCCAACGAGAUCCACCUGCGCCUCGGGCUGAUUUUCAAGCAAAACAAGGACUUCGUCGCCGCCCUCAAGCACUUUAAUUGCGCCCUCAACGACCAGGCCGAGUGUUCCAAGUCCAAGUUGCAGAUCCGGUUCUACGUGGCCCAUUUGCACGAGAGCCAGGGCAAGUACAAGACGGCCAAGGAAUUGUAUUUGCGACUGGCGGCGGACCCGGCGUUGCCCGUCGACGUCAAGGCGGACACGUUUCGCCAAUUGGGAUGGAUGCAUCAUACGGUUGACGCGUUGGGAGAGAAGCGGGAGCGGGACGAGGCGGCUGUCAAUUAUUUGCAAUUGGCGGUGGACGCGGAGCCGAGGAACGGACAGACGCUGUAUUUGUUGGGACGGUGUUAUUCGGCCAUGGGUCGAGUGCACGAGGCCUUUACGGCCUACAGGAAAUCAGUCGACUGCUCCGAAGCAUCAGCCGAUACGUGGUGCUCAAUCGGGCUGCUGUACCAGCAGCAAAACCAACACGUGGACGCCAUGCAGGCCUACAUCUGCGCCGCUCAGCUGGACAAGACCCAUUACCCGGCCUGGACGAACCUAGGAAUCCUGUACGAAAGCGUGAACCAGCCCCAAGACGCCCUCGCCGCCUAUGUCCACGCUCUGGAAGCGGAACGGCGCCGAAAGGGACUCGCCGGGGACGCCACUGGGGUGAAUCCGAACCUCGAGAGCCGGGUUCAGUUUCUGAGGAACCAAUUGUGUAAUGCUCCGCCGCCAACGACGCCACCAAAGCCGAGGACACUUAGAACUCUGGAAGAGGCCUGGAACAAGCAGGUGUCGGCAGAGUUGAGCAAUAAGCUGUUGCAGCAGCAGCAAAAGUGGCAAAAGGGCGGCGUCACUCCUGGUAUCGGCGGCGGCGUCGGUGGUGGUGUUGGUGGCGAUGAUGAUGGUCCGACGGCGGCGAAGCGAUCGAGGCCGGAUGCUGUGGUUGCGGCGCCGGGGGCGGCGUCUGCAGCGUCAAUGACUCCUGCAGAGCCGCCGACGUCGUCGUUGCAUUCCCGAGUGCAGUCUCUGGCGCCGCCGUUUUAUCUCACGCAGCAACAGAUGUCGCAUUUGCAGUAUUUGCAACAGAAUCAGGCGCACUUGAACCCGCAGCAAUUGCAGUUGUUGAGUCAAUUGCAGAACCAGCAUCGAAUGAUGCAGCAACAUCAACAUCAGUUGAGGCAACAACAUCUCCAGCAGCAGCAGCAACAACAACAGCAGCAGCAGCAGCAACAGCAACAACAGCAGCAGCAUCAACAACAGCACCAGCAGCAACAACAACAAGCAAGGUUCCAGAACGGCUACAGCGACACCUACUACAGCAACUCAGAAACGUUCGAGUCCACAGACGUCGUAGAGUCCAUCACAGAUCAAGACAUCCAGGCCCUUCUGUCUCAGAAGGAGCUCGCAACGUCCCUCGCCGAAGACCUCAUCAAGAAGAUCUCUGAGGGGCUGGCUGAAGAAGAAGCCGCUGCUGUGGAAUCGUCCAUCAAGCAAGAACUGCGUCAGGAGAUGGACGAGACGAAACCACCCGCAGCGAGUAACGUGGAAGUGAAGGACUUGGUAGCCGGCAUCAAGGGUGAAGAAGACGAAGACACGCCGGAUGAAGAUGAAGAGUCGAGUGACGAGAGGGUGAAGAAGGAGGCGACGACUGUGAAGAAGGAACGGGUCGUGUUGACGUUGAAGUUGGACCGGAAAAGCAUCAAGAAGGAGAGUCCCGUUUUGUCUAUCAACAUGUCCGGGUCGGAAGUGUUGGCGUCUGCGAAACGGAAAAGCAAGAAAAAGCUCAAGAAGGGCAAAGGAAUCAAGUACCCGAACUCCAUGUCAAUCCUGAGUGAACGGUGUCGUCCGCCACGGCCACCAUCGCCACCAGACAUGGACCUGUCGGACGCCGACUUGCUGCCACCGACGCCCUCGGUGCACAUUGAAAACAAGAAACAGGCCUCGUCGCCGGCCUUGCAAGAAUUCUGCCUUCGUCACCCGAUCGCAGUCGUGCGCAACUUGUGCGCGACUCUCAAAAUGGACCUGGGUCUCUUCUCCACCCGCUCGUUGGUGGGUGCUCAUCCCGAACACACGAUUGAAGUGCGGACGCAAAUGUACCAGACGUCGGACGAGAACUUUGACUAUCAGACGGGGAAACGGUCGUGGCGGUGUUCGAGUCAUCGGGGCCACACGUCAAUAUCCAAGUACGCGAGUUACCAGGCCUUCAGCUUCAAUGAGGCCCUGAAGGAGGACACGUUGCAGGGCCCGCCGACGAGUGCGGCCGCCGUGGGCAAGAAGGGUGGGCGGAACAACUCGCAGGGCCAGGCGUGUGCCAACACGUUGCUCAAGGGCUCAGGGCCAGGAUCGAACCACAGGAAAGUCAUCAAGUUCGGCACGAACCUGGAUUUGAGUGACGAGAAGAAGUGGAAACCGCAGUUGACGGAGUUGAUGAAGCUGCCGGCGUUUUGCCGAGUGGUUUCCGCCGGCAACAUGCUGUCCCAUGUCGGACACACCAUUCUGGGCAUGAACACUGUGCAGUUGUACAUGAAAGUGCCCGGGUCUCGAACCCCCGGGCACCAGGAAAACAACAACUUUUGCUCAAUCAACAUCAAUAUCGGUCCUGGGGACUGUGAGUGGUUCGGUGUACCUGAAGCCUACUGGGGAGCGUUGGCCAAAAUUUGUGAAGAUAGCGGAGUUUCGUACCUGAGCGGAUCCUGGUGGCCAUUGAUGGAGGACCUGGCGAAGGCAAAAAUCCCUGUGUACAAAUUCCUUCAGAAACCCGGCGAGUUGGUGUGGGUGAACGCGGGUUGCAUCCACUGGGUCCAGUCCAAGGGCUGGUGCAACAACAUCGCCUGGAACGUGGGUCCCUUGACUGCGAAGCAAUACCAACUCGCCGUUGAACGCUACGAGUUCAACAAGCUCAAGCAGUACAAGUCCAUCGUUCCGAUGAUGCAUCUCUCGUGGAACCUUGCCAGGAACAUCAAGGUCUCCGACAUUGGUCUCUAUGAACAGAUCAAGUAUUGUUUGCUGCGAACUUUGAGGCACUGUCAAAUGGUUCUCGAGUAUUUGUACGACUUGGGAGUCGAGGUGAGGUUUCGGGGUCGAGGCAAGAACGAGGUGACGCACUACUGCAACCAAUGCGAGUUGGAGGUGUUCUGCCUGCUGCUGGUGAAGGAGGAGGAGAAGAAGCACGUGGUCUACUGUUUGGAUUGUGCUCGGAGACAGUGUGGGCAGUUGAACGGGUUCGUCGGGUUACUGGAGUACCACAUGGAUGAUCUCGUGAAGAUUUACGACGACUUCAAACCGCCGCCUGCCAUUGGAAGUGCACCAGUGCCUGUGCACAUUACAUGACGACGAAGUGGUUGAGGCUGGCAUCGAGUGUCCGUCCUCAGGCAGCUUAGAAGUAAAGAAAAAAAGUGUGAGAAGCGAGACUUGGACACUGCCUUGAGUCGAGCGGGUGGGCGAUUUUUUUUUUUUUUUACUUCUCCUAAGGAAACUCCAGGGAACCUGUGACGAGUAUUUUGUGUGUGGUCACUUUUACGAGAGGUAGGGUGGUUUUUUUUUUCGUUUGAUGUUUGUUUUUGGCCGAGACGCGGUAUAUUUUUGUAAUCGUUUCGGCCGUUUUGAACGACACACUCAGGGACUCUCAUCCGUCGUCGGCCUAAUUUUUUUUGUGGAAUAUCUCUUUUUUUUUGUGUCUGAGGAAAAGGAGGUUUUUAUUUAAGGGAUUUUCAAUCGUAUUUCCCGGGGUUGUCCGGAGAUUUAGGAUGAUCGUAGAUCACGUGGGUGUCUGUCCUCCUCCUUUUUGUUUGAAUUUCUUUGUUUUUUUCCCCCCGAGAGCGUGGAUUUGGAUUUUUGUUUUUUCUCCCCGCAAUAUUGUGCUUUGUACUUUUCUACUGGAAGCGAAGAGAAAUUUUUCUCUUAGAUACCGGAAGUUAGGACUCAAUACUCGUUCAAGACACUUUAUUUGAUUUUUACGCCUUCGAGCUGUGCCUGUCUUUCGCGUGAGUCUGAUGUGCUCUCAUUUUACCUGUUGCAAGAGUAUUCAAUCGUUUUUUUUUUCGAAAGAGAAAACAAAAAGAAAACAAGGAAUAAACACGAGGAUGCAUCAUGUUUUUUGCGAAACAAAAC
This is a messenger RNA of Notodromas monacha, 5304 nucleotides long. Lineage: Eukaryota; Metazoa; Arthropoda; Ostracoda; Podocopida; Cyprididae. The record is from the annotation of a GenBank genome assembly.